CACAGUGGUACCGUCAAAGUGUAGUGGUACUUUGCGCCAUGCGUACGCCAAUCCUGGCACUAGUGCUUUCCUCGGUCAGUUUUUGUUACGAAGGUCCAUGGCAGCCGGUGGUGUACGAUUAUUAUCACAUAGAUUUGAGUGAACUCGGUGGACAUCCUCAUUUUGAAGUGCCUCACCAUCAUGGAGGUAAAACUCCUAUUCCAAGGGAUGCGAUUGUUGAUGUUAUUAAUGAGUUGGGGAUUAAAUUACUUGCGAUCCAUAAUGAGCGCAACGAAAACAACAUAGCCAUAUCGCCUUAUGGAGCUUUUAGCGUUCUAGCUGCCCUAACCGAAGGGCUCCAGGGCGAUGCUGCACAUGAAAUUUUGCAUGCAGCCCAUAUUCCUAAAGACAAACACGUUUUAAGGGUUGGUUUGAGAGAUAUUCACAGGCACUUGAAGAGCUACUUUAUCCCCGAAGAAGGCUUUUUGGCUGGUUUGACUUUGAAUUUGAAUAAUGUGACGCUCAAAAGUGAAUAUGAGGAUGUUUUGCAUUUUUAUGGGUUCGAUUAUGCAUCGUUUAAUAAUGCACUUUAUCCAGAACCACCUACUACGAAAAAACCUGCUGAAAGUACUACACUUGAAACUGGAUUGACUAUAUCAGAAGAGGAGACAACUGUCACAAUUACUGAGAAAACUAAGGAAAUUUCAACUAGAGUAGGUGGAUCAUCGUCUGAGAGAACCAUUGAAGACAUUACAACCACAACAGAAUUUCCAAUCACCAGUGUAUCAUCUAGCUUACCAACUACAACAGGUGAAACAACUACAACUCAACCUCAAGCAGCCACAACCACAGAAUUAUUUCCUACUCUGAAAUCCAUCACUACCACAAAUGAACCAUCAGAGACCACGACUGAAAAAAGCCCAGCUACUAGAACUUUCACAGCUACCACUACAACAACAAUACCAUCAACAGCCGCAACAGAAACCACAACAAAAAUAUCUGAAACAACAAUACUAAUCACUACACCAAUAGAAACUACAACUAGAAUUUCUGAAACAACAAUAGAAACCACAACAAAAAUUCCUGAAACAACAACACUAAUCACUACACCAAUAGAAACUACAACGAAAAUUUCUGAAACAACUACACCAAUAGAAACUGCAACAAAAAUUCCUGAAACAACAACACUAAUCACUACACCAAUAGAAACUACAACAAAAACUCCUGAAACAACCACAAUCAUUACCACAACUGAAACUACCAAACCACCUGAAACAACUACAAUAAUGACAACGCCUCAAGAUACUGAAACAACUACUACAACUAAACUUCCACCAACCACCACAGAAACUACAACUAGCCCAAUACGCACUACAAGAGAAGUUACUACAAUAAGCAUGAUGCCUGAAUUAACUACUGAAGCGCCGGCAACUGACGACCAAUUAUUGGAAACUACAACUCCAUUUUUCUUCGGAACAACUCCAGAGUUUCAAGAGACGCCUCAAAACGCAAACUAUGACUUCAACUACAAUAACUAUGACGCCAACAAUGUACCACCAGUUUACGAUGAAAAUAAUAAUGUUCCAGAAACUUUGGACAAUUUCAAAAGGCAAACCAGAUCUGUUGUGGACUAUGUCAUAGCCAGAUUCCAUGAUGGCAAUCAUCAUUAUGAUGCAGUACCACCUCCAAGACCACAAUACAUCCCCCAAGAACCUCUCACGUUUGCAGUUUAUGGCAAGUUUCGUGAGUCUGGCAUCAAUUUUAUGAAAUACGACACAGUUUUGCCGUAUUUCUACGUGCAAAACCUCAACGCUAUGGCCCUAAGUUUUCCACUGGAUAGUUCAAAGUACUACUUGUUGCUGUUGCUGCCAGUAGGAGACAAUGGAGUCGAUCAGUUGAUUUGCGAUUUAAGGUUGCACGGAAAUCUUCGGUAUAUUAUCGAUAAUUUAAAAUUGACGCAUGUGGUGGCUACCAUACCCAGUUUUAUGCUUAAGGGAUAUGUAACUUUGACACCAGCAUUGCAAAGGCUUGGAAUUCGUAAGAUCUUUGAGCCACGUCAAGCGGAUUUUAGUCCAAUGACCAACGAAACCGAUAUUUAUGUUACCAAUAUAGAACAAGCUGUAACAGUUACUAUAAGAAAUUAUUUGGAUCCAUCUUCUCAACGUUAUAAGAAUUUCCAACAGUAUCCGCCAGUUUAUUUUAAAGCGGAUCAUCCCUUUUUGUAUUUCGUAAUAGAUUCUGAACUUCAUGUAGCGCUAAUGGUAGGUAAAGUAAUUAAUCCGCUUAAUUCUAGAAUUAGAUGAGGAUUUUUUUCUUGGAUUGUAUUAUAGAUAGAAGCCAUAUUGUACAAAAUAUAAUAAAAGUUUUGAACAAAU
Ceutorhynchus assimilis (cabbage seed weevil) is the source of this 2354-nucleotide messenger RNA. The record is from the annotation of a GenBank genome assembly. NCBI's taxonomy places the organism in Eukaryota, Metazoa, Arthropoda, Insecta, Coleoptera, Curculionidae.